This is a messenger RNA of Rotaria socialis, 1716 nucleotides long. The record is from the annotation of a GenBank genome assembly. NCBI's taxonomy places the organism in Eukaryota, Metazoa, Rotifera, Eurotatoria, Philodinida, Philodinidae.
AUGGGAGGUUGUGCUGCACGUGAAAAUGCACCUGUGCGUCACGUAAUUGGACGAGUCUCUUCAAAUAAAUUCAUAGAACCUAAAGAUCGAGAAAAUCUCGAAUCGUACUAUUUAUUUUGGCUUGAUAAUACGGCAAGAUCACCUGAGUUUAUGGAAGCUUCAGAUGAAUUACGCGCCGUAAUAAAUCAUGUUGAAAUUUUCGAAUCAAAUGAAGAAUGUGUGCGAAGAUUUGAAAAAAUUAAACAAGGGAAGAUAUUUCUAAUUGCUAAUCUUACUCAAGGCUUACUUUUAUUACCAAGAAUUCAUCAUCAUCAAGAAUUAUGUUCUAUUUACAUGUACCCUAACCGGGAUAAUAUCGAUAUGAAUGAAAUAACCUAUAAUUUUAAUAAGGUUCGAGGAAUACAUGAUUCAUUCGCUACAGCUAAACGAUAUUUAGAAGAUGAUGUCAAAAUGCAUACAGAUCUUGAUGAACCAAUGAUAGUGAACUUUAAUGAAGAUGACAAUGAGUCGGAAUCUCAAGAAAGAUUUAAUUUAUUUCUCAAAGUAGUUAAUACGAAGGCAGACGAUGUUUAUGAUGAUCGAACUCAAAAGCAUUUGAUUGACACGUAUGAAGAAUACUACAAAGGAAACGAUAGUGAAACAAAUUUUAUCGAUGAAUUUUCUCGUUUGUACAAAGCUGAAGAUGCUAUUACAUGGUAUAUGCGUGGAUCGUGUCUACAUCGUUUACUUGCACGUGCAUUUAAUGAACAAAACAUGUGUUUACUUGUUGAUAUGUAUUCAUUCAUUGUGGAUGUUAAUCGAAAUAUAAAAACCAAAAGUUUAACUCAAUCAUCGAAAUUACAUGUUUUUCGUGGUCAAUUCCUUUCAGCUGGAAAACUCUCUCUUUUUAAAAACCAUAUCAAUCAAUUAGUAACAAUGCAUUGCUUCUUAAGUGCUCAGAUAUCACGCGAUGACGUUGUUAAUCUACUUGAUAGUAUCGAUCCGAUUGAUAAAACUUUCGUACAUAUAAUAUUCGAAAUUGAUGCAUCACAAAAUUGUAUACUUGUUGAUGAUAGUGAAUCGUCUGCAUCAAAAACAGCUCUGUUCAUGCUUGGUUCAGUCUUCAAAAUUGUUGAUGUUACUGAAACAACAGUAAGAUUAUCUCAAUAUACUGCAACUUCAGAUGAUAAUUUUGACUUAGCCAAUGAAUCGCCUGAGAUUAUAAAAGGUAUACUUACGUAUUUGAAAGACGGACCUGCUAAAGCGAUUCGAUAUUUUCACAAAAAUUUGCUUGGUCUAUCUGAAACCGAUCUAGUAGCACGUUCAUCGAUACACGGACAAUUAGGAUAUUUAGAACAACAAGUAGGUCAUUCGGAAAUAGCAACUCAGAUGUAUGAGAAAUCAAUGAAUGAUAGAACAAUUGAAUUUAGGGUAUAUCUUUUCUAUCUUGAUCAAGCAGCUAAACAUUAUGCUAAUGUACUUCGAGAUUGGGAAAAAGCGAAAGUUAUUUGGCUACAAAAACUUGAGAUUCAAAAUGCUUUGCACAUAGAAGAAGGCAAGGCACAAACCUAUGAAAAUCUAGCACGUGCUGCACUUAUGACUAAACAAAAUGAUACAACAAUUGAAUAUACAUCAGCAGCAAUUAAAAUUUUACCAGAUGAUCAUCCUCAUCUUUCAUAUCUUCGACAACAAUUAGAACAUGCAAAAACAAACGUAUCACUAGAAACGACGAGUUGA